UUACCUUAUAUGGUAAGGAGAUGGUAACGUCAACAUCAUUUUCUAAGAAGCGGGCAGUUUCGUUCCUGGUAACGUUAAACUGGAUUGCCACAGAUGUAGUAGAUAAGUGUCCUCAUAUGUUGUGCCUUUUUGCUCGAGGUGUGGAGUACUAUCACACUUCUCUUUACACGUAUACGGAAUUUAUUUAGAUAUCUAUUUCUUCGCCCCCCACUGAGAAAUGGAGGAACCCAGGCGUGGGUCUUAAUAAGGUUUAAAGUUACGCCAUCGGCACGGUUGUUUACUCAAGUUGUUUUUCUACUCGUCCAGAAGAACUGCGCGACCGCACGUCUUAAAACCUACACUCAGCCCAUUCCUGUGCUGACUAUAUAUCUGCUGUCCACUGACCAUGCCGCUGGACACGGUCCUGUGCCUGGACACCUCAGGCUCCAUGAACGGCCGCGGGAUGGCCGAACUGAAGAAGGGAGUCCGACAUUUCCUACUCGGCGUACAAGAAACCGCGAACAAGAUGAGCCUCCGAGAGAACGUGGCCGUGGUAGAGUUUGGUGGAGGAGCCCGCAUCAUCCAACCGCUGUCCGGGAACUACGGGACCGUCAUGCAGUCUGUUGACAACCUAAAAGCAGGAGGGACCACACCCAUGUUCGAAGGUCUCAUGGAGGCGAUGAAGGAAAUUCUGCAGCGCGGUGGCGUGCUGACCCUGCCAGGUGGUCGGAAGAUGACCCCUCGUGUCAUCUUAAUGACAGACGGCUACCCUGACGACAAGGAGAACGUCCUGAAGGCAGCGCUGUCGUUCGGGCCGGCGGGCUGGCAGGCGGUGGGCCUGCCGCAUCCCAUCCCCAUAGCCUGCGUGGGGUGUGGUGAUGACGUGGACAAGGAUCUCCUCCAAGCCAUCGCCAAACUCACCAACGGUAUGUACAUCCUGGGUGACGUCAGUCAGCUGUCCGAGUUCUUCCGAAGACAGGUGCUUCUCAUCCGCUUUGCGGCCCAGUUUGGCCACGACAUGCAGAAGCUGCGAGACAUCAUGGUCCUGCGGCAGUUCAUGGCCAAGAUGGGGGAAAGUGUGGACAGCGAUGAACUGGCCGGUCUGAAGACUCUGCUGCUCGCCAUGCUGCUGAUGGCGGCAGACGACGAUGACGACGACGAUGACAGCGAGCAGCCAAACAUGCCACCAUUCGGGUCACGUGUUCGCCGCGGCAGGGACUGGAAAUGGGGCCCGCAGGACCGUUUUGGUGUCGGGACUGUCGUCAAGCACAGGGGUGAUGUUUAA
Molecule: messenger RNA, 1264 nt
Organism: Branchiostoma floridae (Florida lancelet)
Lineage: Eukaryota; Metazoa; Chordata; Leptocardii; Amphioxiformes; Branchiostomatidae
Exons: 12
Coding region: 386-1264 (292 amino acids)
Cellular component (GO): plasma membrane
Molecular function (GO): ubiquitin-protein transferase activity; metal ion binding
Source: RefSeq, a predicted model, not a curated record